AUACAUGAAAUCAAAAUAAUAAUUUAUUAAUAUUUUCGAACGGAACCCUAAAUUGAAACAUAUUAUAUGACAUUAUCUUGCAUAAAUACAUAUUAUGUCCCUAUUAUUUUUGAAGAUAAUUCAGUGAAUUACUUUAAAAGGGUCAUCCUGUAUAUAUGUAUGUGUACAAGUAUACUUAAUUUUGUUUAAAAAAUUACAAUACUAUUCGGAACAAAAAUCUGUACUUCCGUCUGACAUUGCUGAAUGAAAAUUAUUGCAGAAUUAUUUUUGUAUGUCUUUUCGUUCUACAAAGCCAAUCAACUUUUACCUUUCAGAGGAGUAAGGGAAGACACGAACGAUUUCGUCGAGCUGUUAAUAAAUUAAGAUAUUCCGUUUUUUGAAGUUUUUAUUAAUUGUAAUGAAACUGGGAAACAAAUUUAUGAUGAAGAAUAUAAAUGAAUGUUAAUAAUUUAUGGUUUUAUUUAAACGCAGAUUUUCUAGUACCUUAUUGAAAUUUAAUUAUGUUUUAUGAUUUUUCAUGCAUGGAGUUCAAACAAGUAAUGAGCAUGCAUUUAUACACUACAGCGCUCCUACUGGCCUCUGAAAGUACUAUGCACUUUAAAUUCGUAACGUUUAAACCGUAACGGGUAAAUUUGUAAUUACUUUGAAGAAAAGUGGAGUUCGUGGGUACGAAAAGAUCUAAUACAAAAAAGACGACGUAAAUAACAAUAAUCAUGAACGAUACAAAAAUUAGUAGAAGAGAUAAAUAUCAACAUAUACAAGUCUUUGUUCGUGUUAGGCCAACAAAUGCUAUCGAAAAAAAUAAUAAGUCCAAAACCGUAGUGGAAAUUGUUAAUGACAAAGAGUUGUUAGUACAUGAGCGUCCAUAUGAUAAGGUUUCUAAGAAAUUUAAAUUUGACAAUGUAUUUGGACCCUUGGCAAAACAAAUUGAUGUGUACAAUGUUGUUGUUAAUCCUUUGUUGGAACAAGUUUUGGCUGGAUAUAAUUGUACAGUGUUCGCAUAUGGUCAAACUGGUACUGGGAAAACAUUUACUAUGGAAGGAAUCAACAGUGACCCAACUUUGCAUUGGCAAAGUGAUACAUCUGCUGGUAUGAUACCACGUUCUUUAAGUCAUCUAUUUGAUAAAUUACAUUUAUUGGAAACAAGGGAAUACACAAUUAGAGUUAGUUUUUUGGAACUCUACAAUGAGGAUUUAUUUGAUCUGUUAUCAGUUAAUGAUGAUUGUUCCAAAAUAAGAUUAUAUGAAGAUGCAUCAAAAAAAGGUGCUGUAAUUAUUCAUGGUUUAGAAGAAGUAACAAUACAUAAUAAAAGUGAAGUUUAUAAAAUUCUGGAAAAGGGAUCAGAAAGGAGACAAACUGCUGCAACAUUGUUGAACAGUCAAUCUAGCCGUUCUCAUACUGUAUUUUCAAUAACUGUACAUAUGAAAGAGAAUACCACUGAGGGAGAAGAAGUUUUAAAAACAGGAAAGUUGAAUUUAGUAGAUCUUGCAGGAAGCGAAAAUGUCGGGAGAUCUGGUGCUAUUGAAAAAAGAGCAAGGGAAGCUGGUAGUAUUAAUCAGUCCCUAUUAACUCUUGGUAGAGUUAUAACAGCACUUGUUGAAAGAGCACCUCAUAUACCUUAUAGAGAAUCGAAACUCACGAGAUUGCUACAAGAAUCACUGGGUGGUCGAACAAAAACCUCCAUUAUUGCUACGAUAUCUCCUGCUGCUAUUAAUCUUGAAGAAACAUUAUCAACAUUAGAUUAUGCACAUCGCGCGAAAAACAUUACUAAUCGCCCAGAAAUAAAUCAAAAACUGUCGAAAAAAGAAUUCCUUAAACAGUAUACAGUUGAAAUUGAAAGAUUACGAAAAGAUUUAGAAGCAGCACGUGAGAAGAAUGGAGUUUAUCUUGCAAAUGAGAAUUAUCAAGAAAUGCAGACACAGAUCGCUCAAUUGAAUAAAGAUAUAGAGGAGAAAAUAAAUCAUAUAAAAGCGCUUGAAAAAACUGUUCAAGAUAAGGAGAAAAUAUACAAUGAUCUUGAAGUACAAACUCUCGCACAAAUGAAGGAGUUGUACGAAGCUAAAAAUAAAUUAGAUAAUGUUACGGGCGCCCUUAAAUCUACGGAUGAACGAUUAAAAAUGACGAUCGAGGAACGAGAUAGACAAAAGCUCCUAGUAGAAAAAUAUGUUAAUACAGAACAGUCUUUACUAAAUCAAGCACAAAAUUUAUUGAACGUCGCAGAUACAGCAACGUCAGAUUCGUAUAAAUUACAUGAUAAGAUUGGACGUAAAACUCAAGUCGAACAAACGUUUGAGGCCCUUAGUGAAGAGUUCAGAAACAAGGUUUCUAACUGUGCACAAGGAAUUGAACAAGAUGUUAGCACGUAUGCAGAAAGAUUAAUAAAUUGUUUUACAUCUAUAAAGAAUGAAAUUGGUCUGCAUACUAGUAAUAAAUGCGAAACUAUGGAUACAGCAAUACAACAAAUUUCAAUGGAUCUUAUUAAGCAACAUUUAGCUGAUAUUGAUAGUUUGAAGAAGAAUAUAAAUGAAUCUUAUUCAAAUGAUCAAAAGUGUAUAGAAGAUAAAAUUGCAAAUCCAGCAAAUGCUCUAGAAUGUGAACGUGAAUUGUUAAAUGAAAUUUCCACGAUAUUGGCAAACAAUAUUCAAAAUAUAAUGAGAAAUGCCAUUAUUAAAAAUUUGCAAACAAUAAGGAAUAAUGUAACCCAAAAAUUAAAACAAACUUCAACUCUUAUGAAGGAAAUGAUAGAUUCUGCAUGUAAUGCUCAACUAGAAGCUUACAAUAACAUAAACAAAAACAUUAAAAUUAUUGCAACUGAUGUAGAAAUGCUUCAGAAAAGGCAACAGUUUACAGAAAAACAGCAAUUAUUCGCACAGAUGAUGCAAGAUGCAAGUUCUCAAUUCAACCGUUUAUAUAAGUGUCAAGAAGAACACUAUUCUUCUGUAACUGAUAAAUGUACUUAUGUCAGUAAAGUCUGUAAUGAUAUGACUGAAUACUCAACAGAAAGUUAUAAUAAGAGUGUCGCGAUGCAAAAUGAUCUAAAAGAUCAAAUACAACAUAACUUAGAGAAAAUUGAAACAGAUAUCAUUCUUAAAACAGAAGAGAAUGAAGAAUUAACAGACAAAACAGCGGAACAAGGAAAGAUUCUAAUUAGUGAAUUAGAAUCAAAUAUAAGUGAAAGCUGUAAUACAUUGAAACAAUAUAAAGACCUUACCGAGAAUAGCGUUAAAGAAAUGCAACAAAAAAUAGAUAUGGAUAGAAACAAAGCUCUUUCAUUGGUUAACAACGCACAGAAAAUAGUUACAAGUGUAAGUAAAGAUUAUGCAGAAUCAAUGAAAAGCCAAGACAUUAAAACCUCUGAAUCUUCGAACGAAAUAAUCAGUAAACUAGAGGAUCAAAUAACGGAAUCAAGUGCAUGGAGCAACAAAACUGUUCAUCAGUUGCAAUCAGCAGUGAACGAAAUUAAUCACUUCUUUGAUGAAGAUCUAAAACGCGAUGUUCCAACAGGAACGACUCCUGCGAGGAGAGAAUUUUCUUAUCCUCGUCAGUUUGUUGCAACAUCUCCUCAUGAACGAAUUCUCCAAAGAUUCAGACAAGUUAAGAAAGUUAUUGAAACAUCAGAAGAUGAUAAUGAUACGUAUAUUACGAGUGGCGACAUAACAAUGAAACAAAUUGCACACUCAACUCUUCUACAUGAUACUACUGUUAUAUCUGCUGCAACUGAUAACACAUUUACCGAAUCUACCUCUAACAACGAUCUCUCAUCAAAGAACUUGGAAACACGCACUUUUGUAGAUUCGCACAUUGAAAGUAUUGUAUCCAGAUCGAAUGUGUAGAAAGCGUUGGAAAAUAUAUUAAACUGUACUAGUUUAGAACAGUUCAAAGAGAAGAAAAUUUUAUCGUUUUUUUUCUCUUUUCAACAGAACAUGGGUUGUAGAUUGUUCCAAUUGCAUGACAUACUCGUACAUAAUAAUAUCAGUGUGUAACGUAAUAACAACAGUAAUAAUAUUAAAUUAAUUUUACAGGAUACAAAUAAAGAGAAUACAGGGAAUGUUGAUUAAUGUAUAACCGCAUAGAAAGAAAUUAAUGAAUUGUACAAAAGUAAAAACUGAUAAUAUUUUAAAUGCGUAACU
Megachile rotundata (alfalfa leafcutting bee) is the source of this 4130-nucleotide messenger RNA. RefSeq names its product kinesin-like protein Klp61F. NCBI's taxonomy places the organism in Eukaryota, Metazoa, Arthropoda, Insecta, Hymenoptera, Megachilidae. Gene Ontology annotation, biological process: spindle elongation; microtubule-based movement; mitotic spindle assembly. Gene Ontology annotation, molecular function: microtubule binding; ATP binding; plus-end-directed microtubule motor activity. Gene Ontology annotation, cellular component: nucleus; spindle microtubule; mitotic spindle. The record is from RefSeq and is a predicted model, not a curated record.